AUGGACAGCAGCACUACAGACACGACCGAACCACCACGACCACCACCACUACAACAGCAGGAUCGCGAGACAAUAGACUCAAUCUUUAGUGUAUUGAUAGUACCACCUCGUACUAAAACGAAUGAGUCUGUACGUCUUGAGAGUAUCAGUUCUUCCGACUCGGUCAUGUCUUUACGUCAAUUGAUAGCUGAAUUUCCAGCUCUUGCCUGUUAUACGUGCUACCAUUUGGAAGUUCAGAAUCCUGUGGAUGAUACGUGGCAAGUGCUGAAUGAUUUUGUGGAAUUAGGUGAGUACGAGACUGUAAAAGACGGUGUGACAUUACGAAUGGUACCCGACACAUAUGACGCCCGUAAAGUACGAGCUCAUGUCCGUCGCUUUCGUGACGUGCAUAGCAAUCCUCCUAUUCCUCAAGUGGCAAUUGAACGUGCAGCCAUUCAAUCUGAAACUGUGGAACAAGUGGAAGAAGUGACCGAGAGUAACGAGAUGAAGGAGGAGAAACUCAAAGAAAUUUCGGAACAACAGCUCAAACGAUUGCGAGAGAUUCAUCACAAGCUUGAAGGAAUUGAAGUACCUGUUUUGCCUGAUCUUGUUGAGUUUUACUCUUUUCCAGGAGUAAAGGAGACAGAGCAGGAGCAUGUGGAAGUAUCUACGAAGAGCAAAGACCAGAAGAAGAAAAAAGGAAAGAAAAACCAACCGAAACAAAAGUUGCAGCCGAUUGAAAUGAACCAGGUGAAGGACAAGGAAGAGCAGCUUGAUGCUAAGCUCCCUGUGUGUGUUGAAAGCAUUAUCUUCUCGGGCUACAACCCUCCCCCAGGACCACGCAAAUUGGCAGGUGAUCUGCUCUAUCUGGAGGUAGUUGUCGCUGGUGACAAUACACGCUACCAUAUUACGGCACAUGUGAGUGGCUUUUACGUCAACCGCUCGACAGCUACCAAGUUUGACCCACAACCGCACAAAACGAAUGCGGCCCAUGCGCACCUGUUGGUAGAUUUACUAACCACGGUGUCGCCGAAGUUCAAAGAGUCGUACGCUGCACUUCUUGCCAAGGCUGCUUCUCUGGCCAAGGAAGGGCCUUCUUCAAUUGAGUGGAUGGUGGCUGCAGGCUCCAACCUGGGUGGCAAGUUGCCGUGGAACACGCCUGCUUCCGCGAUGGUAGAGCACAAGUACGACCUUAAUCGUGCUGAGGAUGAACUUUGCGCAUCCUACGGCAUGGACGAACGUGGUGUACUGCGGGACUGGAACGAGGAGUACCAGUGCUGCCGUGAGUUGCCGACAGAUACACUCAAGGAAGAGAUUGUGCGCGCUCGUGUCAUGUACAAGAUCGUGGUAGAGUUUGUGGAAGCUGCAACACAGGGCGCGGUGGCUAUCGUUGAGGGAAACAUUCCUCCUAUUAACCCCAUGGACGACCAGAGUGCUCACGUCUACGUAUUCAACAACAUUUUUUUCUCCAUGUCCAUCGAUGGCAAGUCUAUCAAGGAUGCAGCGGGUGGUGAAGAGAAUGCUUACUCGGCUGCUAACCGCGACUUGCAGGGUGUAAAGGCAUUUAACGAGGCGGAUGUUCGCGGUCUGCACACGCUGGCCACAACGGUCGUGGAUUAUCUUGGUGUCCGCGUCAUUGCCCAAAGCCUCAUCCCAGGCAUUCUUAUGGGAGAUGCAGCCUCCAAGCUUGUGUACGGCUCUGUGGAUUAUGGGAAAACUAUUGCAGCGAGUAGCAAGAUGCACACGCUAAUGCUCGAGGCAGGUACGAAACUGCACAUCGCAGAGCGUAGCAUCAAGCCACUUGGUAAAAGUGAAGAAGACCUGGCUGCUGAGAAGGAGCAAGAGGCUAAUGGCGUUCUUCCCAUGAGCGGUGGUGACGCAGGCACUGAUGUAGCAACAAUCUGUGGUGCAGUUGAAGCUAAAGGAAUCCAAGGCUCUGAUGGCCGUCUCUAUGUCCUGGAUCUUGUCCGUAUUACCCCUAAGGACUGGACAUUUUACAAAAACAGCGACGAUGUUGAGAACACCGAGGAGAAGACGACCAAUGCAGCUGAAGUAGACGGGCUGUGCUUCACGCGUAAUGAUGAGGGUUAUGUUGCUCUACUACGCCCGGAACUGGUCCAUCUGUAUUCGCUGUGGAAGCAGAAUCAGGCUCGCCGCGCCAAUCGUGAGGCUCGUAAGGCAGCAAAAGCGGAAGUUGAGAAAGAGAAAGAGGAAGAUGAUGUUAAGACUGACUCGGAUAAGAAGGAGGAUUGUACAUCUGAGAAGACAGAAGUGGAAGAGAAUGAGCAUAAGAAGGAGGUAGACGAAGAAGAGGAGACAGAGGAAGAGAUUCCUCCGGUGGUGCUGAACCCGAACGUCUUCAUGGAGUAUACAGCUUCAACUGAUGCAGAACAGCUCAAAACUGACGAGGCGGCCGCAAAAGAUACCGCAGAGUAUCUGCAAAAGAUCGUUGUACCGGCUUUUGUUGCUGACGUUCGACGCGGUGCAAUUGCCCCUGCUGACGGCUAUGCUCUCACGCAGCUGAUGCACUCCUGCGGUAUCAACAUGCGCUACCUAGGCCGUCUGGCAUCACUUGCCAAGAAGCUCGAGGCAAUAAGCGGAAUAUCCAAAUAUUUGCUCGAGCUGGUUGAAGUGGAAAUGAUCUCGCGCGUAGCUAAGCACAUUCUGGCUGACGUCUUGAACUCUAACGACACCAUCCGUGCUGCCCCUGGAUCGGCGAUUGUGAAGCUCCUAAAUGGCAUCCUCGGGUCGGCUUCAGGAAACACGAAUAUCGUGGAUACAAAUGAUAACGACGACGCUACGAUAACAACCUCUUUAUUGGAUCCCAAGUCACUGUGGACGUGCAUUGACAACAAAAUUAAGGCCCGAUUUGACUACAAGUUGGCUCUUUGGGGUCCUGGGCGCGACAAAUCAAGUGGUGAGGAUGCCGCGUUUCCUGUUGGCCGUGUAAACAAGACGGUCAUGCUGCGGCGUCUGUGCCAGCGUCUGGGCUUGCGUGUAAAAAGCCGUAACUACAAGUUUUCGUCAUCUUCGCCGAUCAAUCUGGACGACAUCACUGGUGUUGUGCCUGUUGUAAAGACCUCACUACCUGCUCACCCGUUGGCACAGGCUAAGAAACUCCUUGAGCGUGGACGCUUGCACUUGAGUCAGGGCGCCCUCUCCAGUGCGUAUGAGUUUCUUCAGGAAGCGUCGUCACUACUUUUCCAAGUGUGUGGUGCAGCUCACGAGGAUGCAGCUCUCUGCAGCUCAUCGCUCGCUACUGUCCUCUACCACGCUGGUGACGUUGCUGGUGCUAUUGCUCAGCAGCAGCGAGCGCUUGCUUUAUACAUACAACUCCAGGGUGCUGACUACCAUGACACUGCAUACGCGCACGCAAACUUAGCACUAUUCCUGCAUGCGAACGCCCAAACGGACCUGGCGGUGCCGCACAUCCGCCGAGCCAUUUACCUGCUGGAGUUUUGCUGUGGUCCUCACUUCCCGGAGAUUAGCUCGCUAUACUUCAAGAUGGGUAUGAUGUGCCAAGACGUCGGGCAGAUUUCGCUCGCUCUGAUGUGUCACCGUGAAUCGCUUCGCCGCGGCGAAUUUGAUCGCAACCAGGCGGCCAACACGCUUCACCAAAUGGCCCUGGCAUGCAGCCUGGCUGGCGGAUACCGUGAGGCUCUCGCCUACGAGAAGAAGGUGUACUCGCUCUUUAAAGAGGCAUUUGGUGAUGAGGAUCCGCGCGUGGUCGAGUCUGCCAAGUUUAUGGCCAAGUUCACGGAGAAGGCUGUGGAGGGUGCUAAGGGCCGUCGGGAAGUGGAUGCCGCAGCGGCGGCCGAUGCCAUUGCCAAUCAACUGCUCGGAGAACUUGAGAUCAAGACGGGGGCCGAUCAAGACGCUGGAUCACCGCCUGCCGUUAAAAAGAAAACGCGAAAGUCCAAAAGCGGCGGCAAGAAACACUAG
Peronospora farinosa is the source of this 3921-nucleotide messenger RNA. Lineage: Eukaryota; Oomycota; Peronosporomycetes; Peronosporales; Peronosporaceae. The record is from the annotation of a GenBank genome assembly.